AUGGGUGGGAUAGGCAAGACGACUCUUGCUCGGAAUAUCUUUGUAAGUCCACUUGUCCAGGAAUCUUUCGAUGUUUGUGCUUGGUCAACAAUUUCUCUACGGUACAAUGCUCGAGAAAUUCUUAGACAAAUUCUUGAUCAAGUAGACGAGGGGGAGGGGGGUGAUUUAAGUGUAGAUGAGUUAGGAGAUCAUUUGUACAAAUAUUUGUUUGGAAGGAAGUAUUUUAUUGUAAUGGAUGAUAUGUGGACAAUUGAGGCCUGGGAUCGAGUUAGGAGAUUUUUUCCGGAUGAUAACAAUGGGAGUAGGGUAGUAGUUACUACCAGGCUGCCAAACUUGGCAUCUCAAUUUAACUACUCCGAUGGUCUUGAUUUGAAAUUUUUGGAUGACAAUGCUAGUUGGGACCUAUUUUGCAAAACUGUGUUUGGGGAAGAAACUUGCCCUGUUGAGUUGGAGGGCAUUGGGAAAAAUAUUGUGGAAGGUUGUAAGGGACUUCCGUUAUCGGUUGCGGAGGGAUUAGUAAAACCAAUUAAUGGGAAAAGUUUGGAAGAGGCAGUAGAAGAGUAUAUGGAAGAACUUGUUGAUAGAAAUAUGGUUAUAGUUGAAAAUCGCAAGCGUUCUGGGAAACUAAAAUCAUUGAAAAUGCAUGACCUGUUGAGGGAUUCAAUAUAUUUAUUUGGUAUCAGUGAUGACUAUGUUUUGGAGAUCUGGAAGGUGUCUCAACUUAGGCAUGUCAUAACCGAUGAUGAAGUGAAACUUGAUGGUGCAUAUUGUCUCCCGAAUUCUCUCAAUGAGGAAGAGGAUAUGGAGGUGUUGGAAAACCUGCAAACACUUAAUAAUGUGAAGAAUCUCAAGUUUGGCGAGGGAGUGCUUAAAAGAAUCCCCAAUAUCAAAAAGUUGAAGCUAUACUAUGAUGCCUCUAGUAAAGAAGAUUGUUACGGUCUCAACAAUCUCCAUUGCCUCGACAAACUUGAAACUCUUCGACUUGUUUGUGAUACAAGACUAUCCGAUAGUCAUUUGGUGCAAGAAGUGAGCUUCUCACGUUCCCUCAAGAAGUUGACACUGAGAGAAACCUAUCUUCCUUGGGAAGACAUGAACACAAAAAUAGGUUCGUUGCCCCUUCUUCAAGUUAUUCGGCUGGAAGAGAACUCCUUCAUUGUGUCUGAGUGGGAAACAAUGGAAGACCAGUUCUUGAGUCUCAUGUUCUUGCAGAUUGAGGAUUGUGAUCUGGAGUGUUGGAUCACAGAAAACACUCACUUCCCAAGCCUUGAGCAUAUUGUUCUUUGUGAUUUAUCCGCCUUGGGUGAGAUUCCUUUGAGCAUCGGAGACAUACCAACGCUUCAAUCCAUUAAGGUGAGACGAUGUAGUGAUUCUGCGGUGGAUUCAGCUGAAAGAAUAAAGGAGGAGCAACAGGAACUAGGCAAUGAAAACCUUCUAGUCCUUAUUGUGAAGAAUUUGUGA
Molecule: messenger RNA, 1458 nt
Organism: Salvia splendens (bonfire salvia)
Lineage: Eukaryota; Viridiplantae; Streptophyta; Magnoliopsida; Lamiales; Lamiaceae
Product: putative late blight resistance protein homolog R1B-12
Exons: 3
Coding region: 1-1458 (485 amino acids)
Molecular function (GO): ADP binding
Source: RefSeq, a predicted model, not a curated record